Messenger RNA from Acanthosepion pharaonis, 1317 nucleotides. The record is from the annotation of a GenBank genome assembly. Lineage: Eukaryota; Metazoa; Mollusca; Cephalopoda; Sepiida; Sepiidae.
AUGGAUCGGAUGUCAACAAAUUAUUUUAUUCCCAUUUCAAUAAAAUCAAUUCCCAUUUGUCACAUAGUUCAUGUAUUCAUUUAUCUACUCCACCCUUUCUCUCCUCCUUAUAAUUCUAUUGUGCCCCCUUAUUCUCUUCCAUCUCCUGUUCCCCCAAAUCUUAUGCCUCCUACUUUUUCUUCUCUUCUUUUCCCCAUUUGCAUUCUACGUUUUUCUUUUAUAGCAGCAACUCUUUUAAAUCCUGUUUUUCCUUACCUCUCACUUUCUUAUUUCCCCUCUUUUUAUAUCCUCAUGAAUAUCGACUUUCACUCUCUCACUCUCUCUUCUUAUUACUAUCUUAUUCUCUUCUACAUUUUUCCUCUAUACAUCUCUUUCAUUUACCCUCCUCCUCACUUUGCCUCUUUUUCUCUUUCUUAUUUUCCCCUCUCUUUCUGUUUUCAUGAAUCUCAACCAUUCUCUCUUUCUUCUUAUUCUCUUCUACAUUUUUGUAACUUCAUAAUGUUUUCUUUCAUUUUAUUUACAUACACCUCAGCCUCUAUACAUCUCUUUCAUUUACCCUCCUCCUCACUUUGCCUCUUUUUCUCUUUCUUAUUUUCCACUCUCUUUCUGUUUUCAUGUAUCUCAACCAUUCUCUCUUUCUUCUUAUUCUCUUCUACAUUUUUUCCCUUCUUUCACAAGCCAUUCCAGGCAAAGGAAUCAAGCAAGAUGAUACAAGAAACAGAGCCUUCUUUCUCUCUUAUGGUUCUUCUAUUAUUUUUCUAUUAUUUAUUUUUAGUUUUUUUCUUCUAUUCUUUUUCUCUUUUUCUUCCAUGCUUUUUCUCUAGCUUUUUUCAUGUAUUCUUUUCUCCAAGAUUUCUUGUUUCUUUCUCUAGUUUUUCUUGUUCCUUUUAUCCAGUUUUUUGGUUUCUUUUCUCCAAGAUUUCUUGUUUCUUUCUCUAUUUUUCUUCUAUUCUUUUUUCUCUAUUUUUUUCCUUUUGCUCUUUUAUUCUUUUUCAGUUAAUUUUCCUUCUGUUUUUUCCUUUUAUUCCUUUUCGUCAUUUUUUUCUAUUCUUUUUCUCUUUAUUUUUUUCUUUUUUUCUAAUUCUUUCUUUUCUUUUUCUCCUAUUCUUUAUUAGUUUUUUUUUCUAUUCCUUUUCUCAAGUUUUUCUAUUAUUCUUUCUCUCUCAUAUUUUUCUGAUCUUUCUAGUUUUUACUUUUAUUUUUUAUUUAUUUCUUUUUCCAAUAAUUUCUUCUUCUGUUUUUCUUUAUUUUUUUACAUAUAUUUUUAUCCCUUUGUUUAUUUUUUUUUUUUUCCUCUUCGGAAUUAUUUUUUUCUAA